Messenger RNA from Penicillium cinerascens, 1251 nucleotides. RefSeq names its product cystathionine beta-lyase. Bases 1 to 1251 code for a protein of 416 amino acids. Gene Ontology annotation, molecular function: pyridoxal phosphate binding; carbon-sulfur lyase activity. The transcript has 2 exons. Lineage: Eukaryota; Fungi; Ascomycota; Eurotiomycetes; Eurotiales; Aspergillaceae. Gene Ontology annotation, biological process: transsulfuration. Gene Ontology annotation, cellular component: cytoplasm. The record is from RefSeq and is a predicted model, not a curated record.
AUGGGAUCAAUCGACGCCCCCGAGAAUGGGUCAAAAUUUAUUUUGACGGCGGAGGCCUUGAACAAGGCUCUGCCCGAUAUGCAUAUGGCCACAAGAGCCAUUCAUGCCGAUGACUUUGUCAGUCCCCAUCGUGCCAUCGCUCCCGGAAUGCACACAGCUGUAAACUUUCGUUACGCGCGCGACCCAGAGGACCUUGUCCCGGAGGAAAACAAGGAUCCAAACGCUCCUUAUGAUUCCCACGUAUAUUCUCGCUACACGGCUCCAAAUUCCAAUCGUCUGGAGAUCUUGCUACGUAACAUCAUGGGCGGUGAAGUGAUCACUUACUCUACUGGACUCUCCUCCUUCCACGCGAUGGUCGUUCUCCUGAACCCGAAGAAAGUCUUCAUCGGAGAUGGAUACCACGGGUGCCACGGAGUUCUGGACAUUAUCCAUCGAUUGACCGGGGUGCAAAAAUUGGACUUGAUGGACGUUGAUCAAGCUGGUCCCGGUGAUAUCAUUCACGUUGAAACGCCUCUCAACCCCACUGGCGAGGCUCGGAACCUUGCCUACUAUCGGGCCAAGGCGACCGAAAGGGGUGCCUACCUCACGGUGGAUUCUACCUUCGCACCACCCCCGCUGCAAAAUCCCCUCGAUUUUGGAGCCGAUAUUGUGAUGCAUAGCGGAACGAAGUAUGUUGGCGGUCACUCUGACAUGCUUUGCGGAAUCCUGGUCAUCCGUCAGGACCACGUGGAGGAAGGAUGGCUGAAGACGCUACACACAGACCGCCAAUACAUUGGCAGUGUCAUGGGAAGUUUUGAGGGUUGGUUAGGUAUCCGCUCCGCUCGUACUAUGCAGCUCAGAGUGGCGCGACAGGCGCAGACAGCAGAGAGACUGGCUGCAUGGCUACACCAGGGGCUUAAAGACACCAAUUCUGUGGUCGGGAAAGUUCUCAGUCAUGUCCAGCAUGCCUCGCUACAGGAGGAUGAUCUAAAGGACGGAUGGCUUCGGAAACAGAUGCCUGGUGGAUUCGGGCCCGUUUUCUCCAUGUGGACCAAGAACCCAGAGCACGCCCGUCGACUGCCCACUAGAAUGUUCGUCUUUCAGCAUGCGACCAGCCUUGGGGGCGUGGAGAGUCUGAUGGAAUGGCGGACAAUGAGUGAAGCAGGCUGCGACAAGAGGCUGCUGCGAGUCAGUUGCGGUAUCGAAGAGUUUGGUGAUUUGAAAGCCGACAUUAUUCAAGGCAUGGAAUCGAUAUUACGAAAUUCCGCUUAA